Spirometra erinaceieuropaei is the source of this 1050-nucleotide messenger RNA. The record is from the annotation of a GenBank genome assembly. NCBI's taxonomy places the organism in Eukaryota, Metazoa, Platyhelminthes, Cestoda, Diphyllobothriidea, Diphyllobothriidae.
AUGGACAACUUUCCACCGGAAGUGCAGCAUAUUUUGGCACCUGCCUCCGACAUUUUUUCGGCAGCGCAACUUACUCAGAUGGCUGAUCGUCUUAUGGAGAUGCACGGCUUUUCCAAGCCGUCACUUUCAGCUCUCUCAACUCCCUCAACUCAUCCUACGUCUCUCCUUUCACAGUUGGAGAUCGAGGUCAGCAGGCUGGCCGGUGAUAUAGCUUCACUCCAGAAGCAGACAGUCUUCCCCUCAUUUCGGAGCCAACCGAAGCCGUCCACCCCGCAUCUCCACUCUUCACAUUCAACCCGUCCAAACGCAGCUGCCAUCUGCUGGUACCACACCACCUUUGGUGUCAAAGCCCGUCGCUGCAUCUCUCCCUGCUCCUUCACCUCCAAGCAGAGCAAACGGGUAAAACCAGUCAACCCGAAGGUCAGUGCAGCCAAUCAUACCGACACCUCUUCCGGCUCUGGUCGCACCUUCUAUGUUUGUGACACUGCGACUCGCAGACGUUUUCUGGUAGACACUGGAGCGCAAAUCAGCGUGGUUCCCCUAACUGCAGCUGAUCGCCGUUUUCUUAGCCUAGGUCUUCAUCUCCAAGCUGUCAACUGUUCCCAAAUUCCCACUUUUGGCAGUCUGUCCCUCACCCUGAACACUGGCCUUCGUCGGUCAUUCACUUGGAUCUUUGUGAUUGCUGAUGUCCCUCAUGCAAUCCUCGGUUCGGAUUUCCUUGCCGAAUUCGAUCUCCUUGUUGACUGCCGAUGUGCCCGUCUCCUCGACCGCACUACCGGUCUGUUUGUCCGUGGACUAACUCCAUUUACUGCCCCCACCUUCUUAUCUGUCCUGGAUACAGAUAUUGGUAGUACUUUUCGGCAACUGCUGCUUAGCCACCCCAACAUAAUUAAACCCCAGUUUCGCAGUGGUGAGGUUCAACAUGAUGUUGUGCAACAUAUCCGCACCUCAGGCCCUCCCGUGUUUGCUCGACCGCGACGACUAGCACCGGAGCGUUCUCAGGCCGCGAAGGCGGAGUUUGAACACAUGCUGCAACUGGGAAUAAUUUGA